This is a messenger RNA of Penicilliopsis zonata CBS 506.65, 1648 nucleotides long. RefSeq lists its product as hypothetical. The record is from RefSeq and is a predicted model, not a curated record. Bases 419 to 1528 code for a protein of 369 amino acids. The transcript has a single exon. NCBI's taxonomy places the organism in Eukaryota, Fungi, Ascomycota, Eurotiomycetes, Eurotiales, Aspergillaceae.
GUCUUAGACUAUCUAUAAUAACCUAUUAUUGGCCUUCUACUAUUACUUGAUUGAAUUCAGUUGACGGUCAUCUUCUGUACCACUCCUCCUCCUCCUCCUCCUUUUCUUCACCUCCGCUUGUCACACAACCACAGACAAUUCAAGGAUAUCGUACAACCUCAAACACACCUAACCGUCAUUACGACAUCUUAUUCCAUCCUCAUCAUUUAUAGUUGAAACAAGCAGAGUUGCACGAUCCUGAUGCCGCCCCCAUCUCCACUCGGUCCACCUCUUGCGGGGGGAUUCGCUCGGGGAUUUCUCUCCACCGACUCACGACACGAAUCAUUAUAAUAACAGUCAAUCCUCGUUCCACGAUCCCCUUUUUCUCGUUUCCAACCUUCCCCCCCCCCCGCACGGCCGCCCCCAUGAAUCCAUCGCCAUGGUCUACGAAAGCUCCCUGGGCAACGGCGUCUCGGGAGACUAUCGUGGCCACAGUCUCGGGGUACGCAUCACGAUAGCCACCCUGGCCGCCAUCUCCUGGUAUAACGCGGUGGAGCUGGUCAUCCUCGUCUUCGUCACCUUCCAUCGCUUUCGGGGCUUAUACUUCUGGAGCCUGUUGGUCUCGUCGGCCGUGGGUCUCGUCUGGUACAGCCUGGGCUUCCUGCUCAAGUUCUUCGGGCUCGUCUCCGUCCAGGCCGCCUGGCUGCCCGUCACCAUGCUGACCAUCGGCUGGUGGUGCAUGGUGACCGGUCAGUCGGUCGUGCUCUACUCGCGUCUUCAUCUGGUGAUGCGCAAUCCGCCCGUGCUGCGCUGGGUGCUGCGCAUGAUCGUCGUCGACGCCGUGCUGCUGCACCUGCCCACCACCGUGCUGACCUACGGUGCGAACCUGCAUCCCGCCAACUACGCCUUUGUCUACGGCUACUCCGUCAUGGAGAAGAUCCAGAUGACCGGCUUCUUCCUGCAGGAGACCAUCCUCUCCUCGCUCUACAUCUGGGAGACCGUCCGCCUGCUCCGCAUGGAUCCCAGCCGGGAGAAGCGUCGCAUCAUGUACGAGCUGAUCGUCAUCAACGCCGUCAUCAUCCUCAUGGACGUCGUCCUCCUCAUCCUCGAAUACAUGAACAACUACAUCAUGGAGACCAUCCUCAAGGGCACCAUCUACAGCAUCAAGCUCAAGCUCGAGUUCGCCGUCCUCGGCAAGCUCGUCCGCCUCGUCGGCCGCCAGCAGCAGCAGCAAGCCCCGUCGGUCGUCCUCCCGGUCUCCCUGCCCCCGGCUCCCACCAACUUCCCGGACUUUGUCGAUUCCUCCCGCUUCACCUCGGAUGUCACCCACGCCGCCUCCCCAGCUACCCUGUCCUCGUCCUCGCGCCGUACCAACCACCCCUGGAUGGACGCCGACGCCGUCUCCAUCGCCAUGUUCGAGCACUCGCCCUCUGUCCGCGAAACCCGCCGCUCCGACUUGUCGGUCUCGUGGAGCGGCGAGACCAAGACCUCCCCGGUAGACUUCACCGAGCGCACCAAAUACUCCUACUCCCACGAUGUAGAGCGAUAGGAACUAGAUGUCGUAUUCUCUUCGCCUUGUCGUUCUAUCCUAUUCCACCUAUGAUACCCUUAUACCUAUGUACAUACAUUACGAACUAUAGUUACGAUUUAUUUACUUCCUCAUCUAUCU